AAUACGAAAAAGGAAAAAGGGGAGAAAAAAAAAUAGAGAGAGGGAGAGAGAUGAAUCGAGCGAGGAGCAAGCAGCUGAUGUUCGAAGAUUAUCUCAGCUUCUUCGAGAAUCCCGAUCCCCGAUCUCUCACCAUGGAUCAACUCAACAAGAUCCUCUCGAUCCACGCGUGGUGCAGGCUAAAGACAAAGGGAGAAGCGGUGAGCGGUCUGAACGAUCUCGUGAUGAUGAACCCUAGGCGAUCGACUCUAGGCGACCGCGCCGCUGUGUACCCCUGCGCUCCGCUGGAUCUCGAGGUGGUGAAGGGCGACAUCAGUUCCAUGGAAUGGGACGAGUGCCCCAUCGGAUCGAUCCUGGCGCGUUCGGGUCCUCCGUGGCGGCGCCUGCGCCGUAUGACUAAUAGAGCCAGCUAUGGAAACCGCGAUUCCCCUCGCUGGGAAGCGUUUCUUAUGAGAUCAAAUCAGCUCGGCGCCGCCCGAUCGCUGCCGGCACAGAUCUUUCGCGGCGCCGUGAGGACGGCCGUCGGCGACACCGUCUUCGCCCACACCGCCAUCAUCUCCGCCUUCGCCCGCAACGGGCGGUCCGCCGACGCGGUGUCGGUCUUCGAGCUCAUGAGGAGGAAGGGGCUGAAGCCCAAUGUGGUAUCCUACAACGCCGUCAUCGAUGCCUGCGUGAAGGGGAGCGGGGACGUGAGGGGUGCGGUUGGGUUCUUCAGGGAGAUGGUCGAGGGGAAGGUCCGGCCCGAUUCGAAGACGUUCAACUCCUUGUUGGCGGGGUGUAGCCGCGCGGGGGAGGUUGAUUACGCGCGGGUUUUGUUCGAGGAAAUGAUGAGGUUGGGGAUUGGGAGGGAUAUCUAUACUUACAACACGUUUAUCGAUGCGGUGUCAAAGUGCGGGAACAUGGAGCUCGCUGUUAAGAUUAUGACGGAGAUGCCUGCCAAUGAUCUGAGGCCGAACGUGGUUACUUUCAGCACUUUGAUUGAUGGGUACUCGAAGUUGGAGAGGUUCGAUGAGGCUUUGGAUUUGUAUAGGGAGAUGAGGGUGUUAGGGAUUAAGUUGGACCGGGUUUGUUAUAAUACCUUGUUGUCGAUUUAUGUGAAGAUUGGGAAGUUUGAGGAGACUGCGAGGGUUUGUGAAGAGAUGGAGGCUAUGGGGGUUGAUAAGGAUACGGUGACAUACAAUUCGCUGAUCAAAGGGUAUGGAAAGCAAGGGAGGCUUGAUAUAGUUAGCUUCUUAGUUCGAGAUAUGAGGGAAAAGGGUGUUUCUCUGAGUGUAUUAACUUACUCGACUCUAAUAGAUAUUUAUUCAAAGGCGGGAUUGUAUGGAGACGCAGCGAAUGUUUUCUUAGAUUUCAAGGAAUCCGGUUUGAAGGCAGAUGUGGUCUUGUACAGUUCUUUUAUAGAUACAUUGGCCAAGAAUGGGUUGGUGGAAUGCGCAGUGUGGUUGCUUGAUGAGAUGGUGAGGGUUGGGAUUGAGCCUAAUGUGGUCACUUAUAAUACUGUCAUCGACGGUUUUGGUAAAUCUAGGGAUUUUAUGGACGAGGAUGGUGCGGCUGUUUUUGGUCCAAUUGUGAAGGGAAUUGGACAACCGAAGGUGGAGGAGGCGAGGAGGUCAGAGGAAUUGUUCUACAUUUUGGGAUUGUUUCAGAGGAUGGUGCAGCGGGGAGUGAAGCCUAAUGUUGUUACAUUUUCUGCCAUACUGAAUGCUUGCAGUCGUUGCAACUCAUUCAAAGAUGCAUCUAUAUUGUUGGAUCAACUUCGUUUGUUUGAUAGCUUUGCCUACGGCAUAGCACAUGGGCUUUUGAUCGGUAGCAGGGAUGUGUGGGUGCAAGCUCGUUCCCUGUUUGACGAGUUAAGGCACAUGGACCUUCCCACCUCCUCUGCUUUCUACAAUGCUCUCACAGACAUGCUUUGGCAUUUUGGACAAAAACGGGGAGCUCAGCAGGUGGUGCUUGAAGGGGUACACCGUCAAGUUUGGGAGAAUGCUUGGAGCGACUUCUGCUUGGAUUUGCACCUCAUGUCAUCGGGUGCUGCUCAAGCUAUGGUUCAUGCUUGGCUUCUUAGUGUUCGCUCUAUUGUUUUCGAAGGAAGGGAGCUUCCUGAGUUUUUGAGCAUUUUGACGGGAUGGGGGAAACACAGCAAAGUAGUGGGUGCCAGCACACUGCGCCGAGUCAUCGAGUCUCUUCUCAAGUCCAUCGGAGCUCCCUUCCAAUUAGAAAGGUUCAAUAUCGGGCGCUUUGUUUCUCCAAGCGCAGUCAUCGCCUCUUGGUUGAGGGAAUCGGGCACGAUAAGCAUCCUUCUCCUCCGCGACGAGCGGACGCGAACGGCGAACCCUGAGAACUUGCUUCCUCAGCUCCGAGCCCUGCAAUUGUAGUUGUGAAACCAAUGUAGCGUGAAUUGGUAUUGUACAAGUUGUUGUAGAUUUAUUUAAGUCACGAUUCUUUGGUGUGUGGGUUGUAGGGGGCGUUACUGGUUUGAUUGGAAACUGAAGUGAAAACUGAAGAGGACUGCUUUGCUUGCUUCUCCUCUUUUUUGAUGUUAGAGCGACUUUUGGCAUUUUGAUUUCUAUCAAAACAGAAAUAUAGAAGUGAUGCCUUGUUGAUCUCGUA
Messenger RNA from Asparagus officinalis (garden asparagus), 2604 nucleotides. RefSeq names its product pentatricopeptide repeat-containing protein At2g31400, chloroplastic. Gene Ontology annotation, cellular component: chloroplast. The record is from RefSeq and is a predicted model, not a curated record. The coding region runs from base 51 to 2369 and encodes 772 amino acids. Lineage: Eukaryota; Viridiplantae; Streptophyta; Magnoliopsida; Asparagales; Asparagaceae. Gene Ontology annotation, molecular function: protein binding. The transcript has 8 exons.